Glycine soja is the source of this 987-nucleotide messenger RNA. RefSeq lists its product as uncharacterized. The transcript is spliced from 2 exons. NCBI's taxonomy places the organism in Eukaryota, Viridiplantae, Streptophyta, Magnoliopsida, Fabales, Fabaceae. The record is from RefSeq and is a predicted model, not a curated record. Bases 191 to 778 code for a protein of 195 amino acids.
AAUGAACCCGAAACUCAAAUUCAAAUGAAAUUGCAAAGGUUAUAUAUACAGAGGAAGUGUGGCACCUAUGUGCCCCCUAGCUCAAGCACAAGAGCAAUGGACUCGUAAGAGUAGUAACUAAGAAAAUAAAGGUUUCUAAUUUAUUUCGUUCAAUUCUCCGGCGGCACCGCAAACGAUUCCGCCACCGCAUAUGGCAAAAGGUCGAAAACUAACGACCAGCCGGAGCGAGCGCUUCUUGGGAACCUAUGCUUACAGCCAAGGCUCCGCCGCCGUGAACCCGUCGGAGCUUCGGGAAGAGGAUGUAUGGGGCGCCGGAGAUGACGCCGGCGAACGCGAGUGGGAUCCACACUUCGCCGCCAUGAGCAACGGCGGCGGAAGCCGGCGCCGGAUUCCGCGUGACACGGAUGUGCACCGGCGCGUGGGUGGGCUGUCUCUGGCUUUUGAAGCUCCGGCGAGUGGCGCGUCGCCGAGGAUCGUGCACCAGUUUCGCGCGCGUGAAGAGAUGGCGUCGACGCCGCGAGUGCGGCACAUGGCGACGUCGGCGCCGAUGAACGUGCCGGACUGGAGCAAGAUACUCCGAGUCGACUCGGUCGAUUCGCUGAACGACGAUUACAACGACGAAGACGAAUCGGAGAUGGUGCCACCGCAUGAGUAUUUGGCGCGUAGCCAGACGAUGGUGGCUAACUCGGUGUUUGAAGGAGUGGGCCGCACGUUGAAGGGCCGAGACUUGAGCCGGGUUCGUGAUGCCGUGUGGAGCCAGACCGGGUUCGACGGUUAACACCGGGCUCAGGUGGCAAGUGAUGGUUAGUUGAAGACGAUUGUUUUGGUUUUGUUCUGGGCGAUGAUUCGGCUGAGUGGACUCGGCCGAAGAGAGUCCAACUCAGUGGCCAGUGAGCCUGAGCCGCAAUAAUUGAUUAGCAUGUAAUUUAAAUGAUAAUUUGUGAAUUAUGAUUAAGAUAUUUUCCGGCCAAGGCCACUUUAUUUUCA